Molecule: messenger RNA, 2502 nt
Organism: Amblyraja radiata (thorny skate)
Lineage: Eukaryota; Metazoa; Chordata; Chondrichthyes; Rajiformes; Rajidae
Gene: stk33
Product: serine/threonine kinase 33
Exons: 14
Coding region: 361-1791 (476 amino acids)
Biological process (GO): protein phosphorylation
Molecular function (GO): protein kinase activity; ATP binding
Source: RefSeq, a predicted model, not a curated record
GGGUGACGGUGUGGUUUCGAGAUGCGCGUUGCCGCGUUGCGCGGACUGAGCCGCGUGUCCCUCGGGACGCGCCGUAAAGCGGCGGAAGGUCCGGGAGCGAGCGGGAUAGCAGCGGCCCGAGCGGCCGAACGGCAGCGCCUCAUGCCGUGAGUACCGGACCCGCCCCGCUCACCGCCCCGGCCUCCCCGUCCCCGGCGGCGGCGGCGGCGGACAGCGCUUCCCCUACCGGGCCGUUAGAGUGCCACAUGUUAAUACGUAAAUUGCGAAAAUAUGGAUGGGGCUCUAAAUAUUAGACACACCUACAGUUUGUAUUAGAGCAACUGUCUUUGAAAAUUAGAGGUCACUGAGAAUUUCUCUAACAUGCCUUCUCAACGUGCCACUGUCAGCAAUGCUGAAUGCAAGGUUGUGCCCCAUACCAGGGUUGAUGAUGAAUUUGCUAUCCGGCAAAUAUACAGCUUUGGCCAAAGAUUAGGACAAGGCAGCUAUGGUGUGGUGAUUGAGGCCACCCAUAAUAGGAGUGGCAAAAAAUGGGCAAUCAAGAAGGUGAACCGAGAAAAGGCAGGGAGUUCGGCUGUGAAGCUACUGGAACGAGAAGUCAACAUCUUGAAGCAAGUGAACCAUGAACAUAUAAUUCAUUUAGAAGAGGUGUUUGAAACACCCAAACGAAUGUACCUGGUGACGGAGGUCUGUGAAGGUGGAGAGCUCAGUGCAAUCCUUCACAGAAAAAAACAUUUAAAUGAAAAUGAAACAAGGCAUGUGAUUCAUAGCCUAGCAAGUGCAAUUGCUUACUUACAUAAGAAUGACAUUGUCCAUCGGGAUCUAAAACUAGAAAACAUCUUGGUUAAAAACAUUGAAAACAGCAGUGAACUUGAUAUGAAGUUAAACAUCAAGGUGACUGAUUUUGGACUUUCUGUGCAAAAAGGGGGUGUUGGUAGUGACAAAAUGUUGCAGGCAACCUGUGGAACACCUAUGUAUAUGGCUCCGGAAGUUCUCAGUGCACACCAGUACACUCAACAAUGCGACACGUGGAGCAUAGGAGUCAUUAUGUAUACAUUGCUCUCCGGAGCACCACCAUUUGUGGCAAACUCAGAAGAGAAGCUUGCUGAAUUGAUAAACAGAGGGGAGCUUCACCUAGACAGCUCAGUUCUACAAAAGAUUAGUGAUGGUGCAAAGGAUGUGCUCUCACGUCUCCUCAAAGUGGAUCCUGCCCAUAGAAUCACAGCCAAUGAGCUCCUUGACAACCCAUGGGUCACGGGUGAUACUACAGCCACACAAAGACCAUCCAAUGUGCUUGAAAUGAUGAAGCAGUGGAAAGAUGACCUGGAUGGAGAUGAAGAAGGAUUAAAUUCAAAUAUUUCUCUACCAAGCAGUGUUUGCCAAAAUAGACGGACUAGCCAAGAAGAUGGAGAGAGUCCUACCAGCAGCAAUUAUGUCUCUGAUAGUUCCAGAGAAAUUGAUGCUGGCAGUAAUCAGCCCUACACUCCAGCAAAGCAGAGCGUUAAGAAGAAUAUCAUUGCCGGCUUUCCUGGUGACGGGCCAUUUGCUUUGAAGAAAACUAACAAGUUCAGCAAUAAUCCUCCUGGGAACAACAAGGCUUCUCCAAAACUAAGCAUGAAACGAUCACCAUUGCAAGAUAAACAAGCGUGGUCACCCACACAUCUGAACACAGCAAUAAGAUCUGGUUCAAUCUCUGGUAAGCCAGAGCUACGUAGAUCCAUAACCCCAACCAAUAAUGGCUCUGGAUAUAAACACACAAUUAAGUCUAUUCCCAAAACCAAAAAGAGCACAUAGAAUAUAGAAUUUUAACAGCAUACCCACCUAUCUUCAAAAUGAGCCAAAGGCAAUACUUCAAAAAGGACAAUGGAUUAGAGUUCAGGAUGAAUUUGGCUUUUCUUUGUGCCACUGACCACAAUGAACGCUGAUGGGCAUGAUGCUUUUUUUUCCAAUGUCCUCAAUAUGUUUCACAUGAUUUAUACAAAUUGCAAAAACAAAUUGAACCAAGGAAAUUGUUCACAUUAACUUUCUUGAGGUGUACAUUGAUUUCUUUAGGUAGAGUCUGGGUUAAAGAGGUGUUAAUACUGUUGAAAUCAGAAAUAAUUUAUUUAAAGUAUUUGUCUUUGUUUUGUUUGCACAUUAGAUUCACUGUCAUUGCUUAUUUAUUUUGUGGCUGCCUGCUGAAAGUUGGAAGGAGCCAAUGUUAUCGGCAAGAAUUAGAACAUAUUUUUCUGUACAGUUAAUUGUCUAAGCAUGAAGAAAUGUAUUUUUCGUCAAUUAUUUAAAGGACUUGCAUCCACCACAAGUAUUCAGCCAUUUUUAAUCUAUAAAUUGAAUUGACUGCAGUGUUAAUCUUAGGAGUUGCAAAUUGAACAAUUUGCCACUGACUUCUACAAAGGAUUAAAACAUGUAAUAUAUGUUAGAUAAACAACCUCUUAUUUUCUCAAUAAUUAAUGUAAAAAUGUUCUUUAUGUGGCUAAUUGUAAUGCAAAUAAAUGGGGUUGUAGC